GUGAUCCUUGCGUUUGCAUUUUGUAGUCGUCAACAAGAAAUCGAAGAGAAACUCAUAGAGGAAGAAACUGCUCGAAGAGUAGAAGAGCUGGUGGCUAAACGUGUAGAAGAAGAGUUGGAGAAAAGGAAGGAUGAGAUUGAGCGAGAGGUUCUCCGCAGGGUGGAGGAGGCUAAGCGCAUCAUGGAAAAACAGUUGCUCGAAGAACUCGAGCGACAGCGACAAGCUGAACUUGCAGCACAAAAAGCCAGAGAGGAAGAAGAACGUGCAAAGCGUGAGGAACUAGAGCGAAUACUAGAAGAGAAUAAUCGAAAAAUUGCAGAAGCACAAGCUAAACUGGCUGAAGAACAAUUGAAAAUUGUUGAAGAACAAAGAAAGAUUCAUGAGGAGAGGAUGAAACUAGAACAAGAGAGACAACGUCAGCAAAAGGAAGAGCAAAAAAUUAUCCUGGGCAAAGGAAAGUCUAGGCCAAAACUGUCCUUCUCACUAAAAAGCCAGGAUUAAAUUGCAACACUGAACUUUUUAAACAACAACAACAAAAAAAACAACAACAAAAAAGGAAAACAAAAAAAAAACUUUGUAUGGUAGCUUCAUGUUGAAGUGUUGGGUUCCCCCCCCCUUUUUUUUUUUUUUUUUUUUUUUUUUUUUUUUCUUUUUUGGAAGUCUGGAAAGUUAGCUUGUUCUAAUAGGGGCUGUGCUCUGCAAUUCUUAAUUUUUAUUUUUUUUUUUUAAACUUCCAUUAAGUUAAACCCUUAUCAGAUCAUUGUUGCCUUUUAGAGGGUAAUCUAUUCUCAUCAUUUUGUUUUGGUAUUAGUGGUCUGAAGCAGGUCAGGUCACUGAAUUGUGGAUGAUCUGAUAAGGUUUUACUGACCUACUCAUCAGAGUUUGACUCUGAUAAUUCACAGAACUUUAUACUGUGUAUUGCUGACUUUUAAAUUUUUGGGUUUUUUUAUUUUUUUUUUAAAGUCAGUAAAUACACAAGUAAAUUGCCAUAGUAUUACUGGACCUCUGUGGUUUAUUGUUAAAUCAGUGUCCUAUGAUACUGUCCCAAUGUUGCGCUUGAUGUUCCUGAUACAGGUAAGGAAAUAGUUUGUCAUUUCUGCUAUGAAUACAUAGAGAGAGUUCAGUAUUGUCUCUGUUAGAUUUGUUUUUAUUACAUUGACAGCAUUCAACCAGCUUUCCCCAUUGUGUAAAUAAACCAAUUUGCUGAAUAAAGUGAAAGUCUUAAAUUCAUAUGUUUAAGUAAAUUUUUUUAGUACACUUCUAUAAACAGCUGUAAGAGUGACAAUUCACAUUAUUAAAUUCAAGACUGUAGUGGUAUUUUUUUUUUUUUUAAUUUUGCUUUAAACUAUUGUGGCUUUUCCUACUUAUAAUGCAAAAUUAUACACAGUAAAAAAUCCCUGCCGUUGUGAAUGUUUUUGAUGGCUGCUGCUGUUUUCAUGAAUGUUGGUUUUUAUUCUGACAGAGACUUAUUUCAGCUGUAGUAUCAUGUUUAAACAGCUGUUUGGCUUACUGCACCCAGACCAAUACUUGGAUAUCUAAUCCCCUUCAGUUCACCUCAUAAUAUAGUAUAUUGUGUAAGUUAAGGUCAUUACCAUAUAAUGAAUCUGAUGGAUCCUAAAGGAUUUAAAAAUGGAAGUUUUUUUUUCCCCAAAGGACUGUACUGGCUAGCAUACUUGAAGUGAAAAACAGAAAGUGAGAUUCUGUCUAAAUAGAUUGUUUUAGCCAGAAGGCAGAUGUUAAGUCAUAUACAGAUCUUGAAUGUUAUCCAUUUAUAUAUACAGGUUUUAUUUUGAAAAUGAAACUACAGAUUGAAAACUAUAUAUAAAAAUUCCCUUUUUGUAUAUAAUUCUUCUACUGAAACCUGGAUUACUAUAGCUUGUCCAGUUCUAAAACUUCUUUUCCUGUCAGUGUGCAACAUCUGUAGUAAGCAUACAAUGGAAGAUGCCAGUAGUUGCCUGAGCAUUUGAAUGUCACUGGACAAAGUUGGAAAUAAUUCUUGAUAUUCCCAAAGGAUCUGUUUCUGUAGAUCUGGCAAAUUAAAUACGGGAGCAAGUUGAGUGUGACACCGAAAGCAGUAUUCAACACGCUUUGUAUGAAACCUGGGUUGGGGGCUGCGGUGGCUGCGGUGUAUCACUUUGUCCAGUAUGUCAAGAAAAAUGUGCAGACAGCAAAAUACCUACACGAUUACUGUACUUAAAUUGUCUAUAUAUUGUAUUACAAAAAAAAAAAAAAAGGUUGAAGGUUACUUAAUGCAUAAAAACAAAAGCUGAAGCCAAAUAAAUCAUGUACAUGACCUGUUGGCAGGAUCAGGCUGUAUUUAAGGCUCAACUGAUACCUGUAUUUCUAAAACAGAAAACAUCCCCUGUUCCCUUAUGAGAAACGAGCUAUUAAAAGUCAAUACUCGAAACA
Molecule: messenger RNA, 2409 nt
Organism: Antrostomus carolinensis (chuck-will's-widow)
Lineage: Eukaryota; Metazoa; Chordata; Aves; Caprimulgiformes; Caprimulgidae
Gene: ARGLU1
Product: arginine and glutamate rich 1
Exons: 3
Cellular component (GO): nucleoplasm; mitochondrion
Molecular function (GO): cadherin binding
Source: RefSeq, a predicted model, not a curated record